AACGUAGUUCAUCGGACGAAGACGGAAAAUCACAAUAAAUCAAAGUUACGGACCAUCGAUCAGUGGUGAUUUUGUGGCGUAAAAACCUGGAACGCGGAGUUGACAUUGCUACAACGACCGAUCUAUCAUAUUCUGCAAGCGGACCAUCGAUUUUAUCACAAUACACAGUAAGUAAUAUAAUAAUGGGUUAUAGAUUAGUCGGUGUGUUUAUUUCUCACACUGUAAAUAUAAUUUCGGAGAAGGUAUCAUUUGUGGUUGGCACUUUUUUUUUCGUUACAUUUCCGGUCAAUUAACCCAUUUAGCUAUAAGCAAAAAGGGCACAUUCAUAAAUAUUCUAAUUUUUCAAGAGAGACAUUCGCACUCCUUAAGCGCCUAAAAUUUAGUAAUAUUUCAUUAAAUUACUGUAGAAACUGUAGAUGAUAUCGAACACGGUAAUUUUAUUUGUUAACAUAAAAUUUAUUUUUCAAUUUUUUUAUCCUUGUGAUGAAACAUUUAAAGUUUGAACAUAUGUAGGUCAUAUUUGCGAUCGAUACAUUAAAUUGACCGUGAAUGAAACAAACGAAGAAGAUAUUGACCGCAAACGUACGAACCCGUAGACCAGUAGUCGACUAGUCAGUCGGCCAAGUUUUAAAUUCAAAGCGGAGCAAAAAAUCUAUUGGUUCUACUACGAUUUGUGUAUUAGAUUCGGAGCGUAGCGAGGAAUCUAUUGGUGUUAAUAUGGUGUGUGGUUUUUUUUCUGUCUGUAAACAACUUUUCGAAAAAAAAAAACUUGCACCGAUGUAUGAAGUGUAACACCUUUUCUGAAAGGAAAAUGUAUUUAGUUGGUACAUUAGAGAGGUCAUUUUUUUUAUUAUCCAAGUAGUUUUCAUAAUAAUUGGGAAAACCAGAAAAAUACGCAAAAUGAAAAAUGAACAAAUUUCCGGCGUAAAAUUUCAUUAUUUCAAAUUAGUGUGUACAAUGUAUUUCUGUUACCAGAAAUAUUGUAUUUUUAAUCUAGUUGAUUGAUAAAAAAAUAACCUAGAAAUGAUGGGAAAAUUUACAAAAAUACGUUCAUUUUCCCCUAAAUUCAUAAAUUUUAAACAUUAUUAAGCUUAGUUAGGUUUUCAUGCUUUUUUCAAUUUUGUUUUUAUCAUAAUUCAGUUGAAAAUAUUCAUGAAGACUUGAAAUUUUGACAGAAAACUAAUAUUUGGUUUUUCUAGACACGGUAAAAUUUUUAAAACUUUUGAGCCACUUUUUUAAGUAUUUAUAAACAUUUUAAUUUUACGAGUUUUUUACGUCUUUUUAAUUUGGUAUGUACUUGCAUGUGGAUACAAUUGUUUGAAAAUUUAACAGAAGGUUCAUUAAGAACUGUACUUGGUGAUAAAAAAAUAAAUAGUUGAGUGGUUUGUAGUAUUAUUCUUUAUAAAAGUUUUAAUGCCAAAUUUUGACGAAAAUCGUAAAUACUACGGCUUUUCAAAACAUGUGUUACAGAAUUUCGCUUCAAAUCGUUUUUGUUAGCAAUAGUUUAUCGUUGAUACUAACAAAUAUAAAUUAAAUAACUUUAUGUAUCCUACCUUCUUAAUUUCCCCCCUAUAGCAAUAGCACACCCAUCCCAAGUAUUAUCUUUUUUUCGGGUGAGUUUUCGAAAUUUUUACUUUGUUUACGUUUACCGUUGGCAGCCGCACUUAGAUUUUAGUCAAUAAGCAAAGGUAAGUAAGUACAUUUUUUAAUUUUAUGAUAUUUUGCCAGACAUUUUUCAAGUACUUAAAUUUAGUAAUGAAAGUAAUUUUUUACAUUCAUUGUUUCAUUUUCAUAAAUAUACUUAUUUCAUUAUUACUAUUAGGUUAAUAUUAACCUAACCUAACUAUCUAUCUCAGCUAUCCAUCGCAGAAAUCGUCCAAUUUGUAGGUCUACCUCUUAAAGAGUCAAUAUUUUUUCACUUUCUUCCCUUUUAAUCCAACCUUUCUUGAGGUCUUUUCCCUAUUGGGUUCUGUUCCAGCAUUACCCACAUAUAGUAUUAAUUUUCGACUAUUUUAUACCGUAGAAUAAUAACGUGCCAUGUUGUAACGUACAAUCUUGAAAAUUAAUUUUCCCUCACAUUUCAAAACUUAUAAUAUUUUACGAUUCUAAAGGAUUUAUAAAGUUCAUAUUAUAUAAAAUAUAUCAUAUUGAACGACAUUUUCUUCGGAAUUCGAUUAUAGAAUCUUAUAGUAUAUAAACAAAUUUUAAUCCGGUCACUUUUUACUUUUUAGUACCCAAUACCUAUAUAUAAUAAUAUAUAUUUUAAUAGAACCGGAUUUUUAUGGAUUUACAUCCUAGCUAUUAUAUUAUUUAGUUAUUAAAAUCAAGUGACUUUCCUCUUUAAUGCUCAUGGUUUUAAUUCCUUUUUCCGUAACGUUUUACGUUAUAAUUUUGUAUUUACCUAUAAUGUAGUCCUGAAGUACAUGAUGAGUACAAUUAUUUUUAUUAAGUAUAAUGCAUAAAAUUGUAUAAUUAGAGAGUAGAAUAAAUUUAAUAUUAAAAUAUAAUAAUAUAAUAUUAUUAUUUUGAAUAUGUUUUACCUAACAUAAACAAUGUAUAGUACUUUUAUUUAUACUCAAAUUUUAAAGACUAUAUGCACUGUAUAUAGAAUUAAUAUUUUCAGUCUUUAGAAGUGCGUAUACUUACACGAUUUCUCUUGGGAAAUUUUAAAGUUAUCGGUCGCUGUAUACAGUACACUUUUUACUAUACUGACAUGGAAAAGGUAAAAAUAAAUCAUAUUCAAUUGAGCGCCAAACUGGAGGGGAGGAUUUAAGUAUUAUUUUAUCCCCUUAUUCGUGACCUUUUUUGUAUAAACAUAAAACAAACAAUAAUAGGACGUUUACAAAUCGACGAAUAAAAAAUACCGAAUUAGACUAACCCAAAGAGAAAGUGAAUCUAAAGUCUAUCAUUUUACUCGUAUAUAGGUAUAUCUUAUUAUACAGAAUGUCCCACGAUGAUCUCGCAUUUAAAAUAACUUUUGUAUUAUUAAAUAUUAGAUUCUAAGCAAACAAAGGAAUGUAUUAGUCAUACAAUUAUGUUUUUUAUACUGUACAAAAAAUCUACCAGAACUCUUGCUCUCAUUUUCAAGUGUAGCAUAUUUUCUGAAAGGUAAUUUUUUGAUUUUUUAAGCAGUUUUCAGAAUAGUUGGGAAAAACCGGGAAAAAACUUAAGAAAAACAGACAAAUUUACCUUUGCUUUUAUUUUAUUUUUUUUUCAUUGCAAUUUAGUUUAAAAUAUUCGUAGAGACUUGAAAUUUUAAAAGAAAUAUGUUGCCUUUUAUAAACGUAGUAAAAUUUUCAAAACAUUUGAGACUUUUUUGAGCUAUUUAUAGACAUUUUAUUUUGCGAGUUUUUUUAUGUAAUAUUUCAUAGGUUAAAAUUGGGUGACCAAAACAGAAAUUUAACAAGAUGAUCAUUCAAGUUGUUCUUAUAGUGUUCUUAGUUCUAAAUAUUCAUUAAAUUAUAAAAAUAUUAGUAAUGAGCAUUUGAAUAUCAAUAAUUAGAAUACUAAUAAAAACCAUCAAUAAUAAUAAUAAUCAUUAACAAAUAUCAUAAUCAGUAUUUUAAUAAAAUAAUCAACAAUAAUCAUAGUAUUAAUAAUAAGCAUAAUACUAAUAAUUAUAAAAAUAAUAAUAAUAAUAAUGAGCACUUUAUAAAUCAUAAUCAUAAUCAGCAUUUUAAUAAUAAUAAUCAAAUCAGCAUCAUAGUAAUCAUCAAUACUUUUAAUAAAAAUAAUGAAAUUGUUAUCAGUAAUAUUAUAGGUAAUUUUUUUGGUGAUUAAUACGCUGUUAUUGAAAUGAUCAUCGUUUUCAUUAUUACCCAUUAUGCUUCUCAUUAAAAUGCUGAUUAAGAUUAUGAUUUGUAAAGCGUUCAUUAUUAUUGUUAUUAUUAUGCUCAUUAUUAUUACCCUUAAUAAAAUUAUAGUUAUAAUUAUUGUUGGAUAUUUUAUUAAAAUGCUGGUUAUGAUAUUUGUUAAUGAUUAUUAUUAUUAUGAUUGAUAAUUGUUAUUAGUAUGAUGAUUAUUGUUGUCCAAUUUAUUGAGACAACUUCUGGGAUAUCAAAAAAUAACCUGCCUAAAUACCACCUUAGGAAAAUUCCCUUUUAGAAAAUUUGGUACACUUGAUACUUCGGAGCAAUAUUUCUGUCAUGAUUUUUCUACGCUGUAUAAAAAAAUUGUAAAACCAAUACAUUCCUUACUCCACUCAGAAUCAUAAAAAAGAGUAGAAAUCUUACUAUAGGCUAAUAUUUGUUUAAUAUUGUACCGAUAACAAUAUAAUAUUCAUUUUGUAUUGCAUAAUAACUUCUAAUAAUAUGAUGUGUUGUUGCACAACUAUUGUUUUUUUUUAAAAAAUCUAGUGUCUACCUUAACAUUUUCGCUAAGGGGUCCACACGGCUGGGACCCGGUCGAACAUGCCCAGAUUACCCGGGUGUUAGAUCCACCACUGGUAGGACAUCCUGUUUAGUCGGACAGUUCGUUAACUCAACGAAUCGAGGGGACCGAAGAAGAAAUUCGAGUAAUUCGAGAAGUUUUCGUUUACAAUCUACGACAAAACACAAUUUUUUCAUUUGUUUUAUUACACGAUUUUAUAAUAUAUACAGUUUUUUGCAGUGAUAUACGAACCGGCCUCGAUGGUAACUGAAAAACCUAUAUUAUGACAAAUUUCGUUAUUAAUAAUAACAAAAAUAUAUUUUAUAUGUACGUAUAUUUCCCACAAAUGUACACGAUUUCACCAUAACCCUUUAAAUACCAAUGAGUUAUGACAAUGUUUAUAUAAUAUAUACUUAUACUAUACACGUAGUAAUCAAUAUUUUUCGUAAAAAUGAGAUACCUAGUUAAUAUAAUGUCAUCCGGGUACCGAAAUAUCCGAUGCAUCAACUAAGUCGGGUUCGAAAAUUUGACCAUGGUUCUAGCGACUGCAAUAUAAAAUGUUAAAGUAUACCUCCUACAAGGCUACGAUGGAUUCUGAAACUUUUAAUCGCAUUACCUAUUAAACGGUUAGAUCAAUCGAAUAUUUUACCUGAUAUCAUUUUCCUAUACUGCAGCCUGUUUUUGUGUUACUUACACAUAUUAUAAGUUAUUGAUCAUUGUACAAUUUUUUCCACAAAUAGAGACUAUUAAAUUGUAAUGUGUCUAUGUGUUUAGAUAAACAAACGGUAAAAAGAUUUUUACCAUUACUUUGGGCACUUUAAGGACCUUUGGACCAAAUGAGAUCAAACUCAGGAAUUAGAGUUUUUUUAUAGGCAAAUUAAAGUUCUAGAAUUAUAGUUAAAUUUCAAUAUAAAUUUAAUCGUGUUUUGUGAUAGAAAGAGUGUAUUAUUUUUUUUUUGUACACUCCUUUCAGAACCUUCCAAUGAAGUCAGCGGAAUUUUUGUAUAUGCAUAACAUCAAUAUCGAUUAUAUACCUUUGGAGGUUUCAACUUUCAACCUUCUCCUCUCCAUACCAUUUUCACGAUGAUUUUCCUAAAGUUUUUUUAUUUUUUUGGAAAUAGCAUAUUUCUAAGUAGUAUCUAAAGUAUUGUAUUAAUAUAAUUUUUAGUUACUUAUGGUUUAACAAAUAAUAUUAUUAUGGUACAAGUUAGGGGAAAACUCGACUUGAAUGAUGAAAUUCUGCUGUUUAUGGGUGUUUUUUACUCCGCAGUGAGCGAUGUUCGUUUAUUACUUACAAAUUUUAACUGUUGAAUAUAUAAUAAUUAUCUCUGCGCGUUAAAAAAUAAAACCAACUCUACACGAACUAUCGAGAGGACUGUAACUUCGAGUCAUUCAGCCUGGAGACAUUAGAACGGAACGCGUAUAUUUACGGGGACUUGAAGAAAGUUCGUUUUCGAUUAUGGUAUGCGAAUGCAUACCUUGUCAUCACCCCUCACCUUGUCAUCACCUCGCUCUCCCACCCGAAAAUAACACCUUUUUCGUCGAAAAUAUCGACCCAUUCCCGGCACUUCUGUCGUGAUUUUAACGAAAUUUUAUGGAAAUAGAUCAAUUCGAUAGAAUAUUCACUGUUCAAAUGCAUAUAUACUAGUGAUAUAUUAUAUGCAUAUAUACUAGUAAUCCCGCGUGCUGUCACGGAUAUUUUUUUAAAUUUAUAAUCGUGACAUUUCUUCAAAAACGUAAAAAAUAUUUUAAAAAACUGCGAUGUUUCGUAUAAUAAAUAUCAUUUUCUACUAAUUUUAUUGUUUCAACUGUAAAACAAUUUUUCAAUGACUUUUCGUUUAUUUUAUUGCAUCCGAAUUGAACUUGAACAACAAAAUGUCGAGUUCGACUUUCAAACAUUGUGGUUGGAUUUUGCGUGAUACCAUUAAUUCAGUUCGUGUUACUGAGAACUUUGAUUCGUGGUUGUGCCCUGUCGUUUUACAUAACGUACAUAUACAUUAUGUCGUUACUAUAUAAUAAUAUAUAACAAUAUGUUGUUGUUCCGAGCGCGUAAAACAGCAACAGUAUACUUUCGACCGAUAAAGAGGGGACGUCCAUGGGUCACGGUAAGCCGACCGUGUGCUCGCGAAUCCAAGACCAAGACCAAGACGACAGUCGACAGUGCAUCCGCAGCAGCCCGUCCGUCCGUAGUCCGUCCGUUAUGUCGCUCACGUACUGCCGCAGUCCUGACGUACACAUCACGCCGCCGCAAUGACCACCGAACGCAAGGUCACUGGAACUGCCGCCGAAGGUGGUGCCCCGAAGACGCCGUCUCCGCCUACGAUACGGCCUCCGUCGCCCCUGGCUGCAGCUGCGGCCGCGGCCGCGGUAAUAGCUGCUAACCGGACGUCUCCGCGGCCACCGAAUCUUAUGACAAGCCGGCUGACCCCGCGGUCGUCUGACGGCGUCUUCUCCGAACGGCGGACGACCGAACGCAUCCGCCGGGACGUCGUCGACAAAACGGCUAACGAUGACCGCGUUCAACGGGGCGUCGAAAACAGAAGGACGGCCGCCACCGGCUCGACACCACAGGGCACCGUAGGACGCGAAAAUUGGAGGUUGGCACCGCAUUACGGUGACUGCAGCAAUCCCGCAGUUUCGGAUGAGUGCCGUAACGCCAACGGCGCAGGUGGGUCAACCGGUACCGAUUCUUUUUGUCAGUAUUGCGCCGCUGCAAAUCAGAACAUUAAUUUAAGUUAGGGACACCUCCCGUCGGAUAUAUUAACCAACCAGACUAAUUAUUUUAAAAAUAAUAUAUUUGGAUUUUGUUUUUAUACUUAUGAUAAACAUUAGUAAAGCCAAAUGUUUAAAAACGAAUUUCUAAACUCAAAAUGCCAAAAAUUAAAACUUUGAGAUUCUGAUGGUCGUUGCACUGAAAAAAAAUUAUAGUUUGCUAAAUACUGUCGUCUACACUCGCAAAAUAAUAUAAGUGCACAAACAGAGGAAAUUGAGCAUAUUAUAAAAAUACAUUUGGCUACUCGUUCAAGUACUAAAGCUAUUUUAUAUUUGGAUUCAAUUAUUGAGUUCUUCGAAAUUAUUCUGGUUUUAAAAAAUUGAAUACGUAUUUACAUCAAAAUAACGACCGCGGCUAAUUUUGCUAACUAUACUUUAUUCUCGGAAAACUGGUUAUAAAGCUAUUACAGACAUUUAUUAUACUAUCCAGUCAGUAGAAGAGGAGAGGGAGCGAGCGAACAAACGGACGAUUUUAUUAAUGUUUGAAAACGAUAAAAAUAUGUAUUUUAGCGUUUCUAAAUCGAAAGUUACAAUGCAUUAAAUAAAUAUUUUACUACCGCAGUGUCCUAUAUGUCCUAUAGAAUUACUACACAUACGGAAUUAUGGUUUUAACCUUCAAACGGACCAAAUAUUCAAGUCCGGAUUAAAGGUCCUGUGAGCCCCUGGGGCAGAUUUGAAAUCGAACUCUCGUAUAAUAUGAAGGGCACGGAAAUUUGAGUAGAUACUACAAAAUAUUUUUAUAUGAAUUAAAAAUGAUAUAACGGUCCUUUAUCGUUGGGUCCAGGAAUCGUGUAAUCCCUUAAUUUGAGCUUGCAAAUAUUAUAUUUAAGAUAUUUGUAUGAUAGAAAUAUUAAUAUAAAGAAAAAUAUAUUAUCUCUGCAGAAGUAUGGAUCGAUAAAACAUUUAAAAACGGCAAACGAAACUGUUUACCCAAUUUAUUAAAUUAUCUGCAAGACCCAGAUCCAGGUACUUACGGAUCCAGGUACUCAUUAAUUUAGGAAAAGACAGAAAUUUAUACAUUGCAUGUGUCUCUACACAUAAUAAUUUUGCCUUCCCUGCAAUACAUUAAUUAAUAACUUGCAAUGUUCCUGUAAAACUAUAUUAUUAAGGACGGUUAUGAUGGUUUGCCAACAAUUGGACAUGGGCAUUAGACAUAAGCACGCGGAACUGUUAUAAACGUCUGAAACAUCGAAAACCGAUCGCCUGUAUCGACUGAUUCGUUAUCGCCGCGUAAUCGUUCGAAUGCGUAAUAUUAUUAAAUAAGUCGCUGAUGAUUAAAUAAUAAUCUUUGGCGACUAAUCGUGAUUUGUAAACUCUGGUCGUAUUUAUCGGAUCCGGAUCGAGAAUCCAAAUACACGUUUAUAACACAUCUGUCAGAACACAUUUUAUGAGAUUUUUACCUGCAACAGUGUAACUAAAAACUUAAGUCUAGAUGUCUAACCAUCAAGUACAUCACGGACAUAUCAUAAUCAACAUUAGUAUCUAUUUUAACUUGUACAGUUAAUUCGAUUGCAUUUUGCAGCUAGAGGUCAUAACAGUAUUAUAAGUAUAAUAUCAUAAAUAUUGCACGAUGAAAUGUUAAAUUUCAGUGUUCGGAUUUAUUUAGAUUACUAUUUAAUAUUUUGUUUAGAUAAAUCAUUUCAAAUUAUUUAAAUAUUUAUCUCUAGAUAAAUAUUUCACUUAUCAAGAUUAAUUAUUUCAGUUAAUUAUUUUUUUUUAUGAAAAAUUUUAAAUAACCGUAAUUAGUGUGCAAACGAAAACUUUUAAAUUUUAAUUUGUAUUAUUUUUCAUUGAGUCUUGUAAUAUCAUUGAUUAUACAUGAUAUGGUAUUAAUGAGUUAAUAAAUAAGUUAUGUUGUUAAAAUAAGUUUAUUUUGAGUAGGUACUUAACUAUGGCAGAUUCUUGUUUAUUCUUCAGUGAUAUCAAUUUUAUUAACUCAAUUUCAAUAGUUACAUACAGUAACCAAGUUAAAUGUACAUACUAUAUACUUAACGAUGACACGGUUAAACAUAAACAAAUUUGUUAGAUUAGAUAAAAUUAAAGUUAAUUUAUUUCAACAGUUAACAUAUAACAUAGAUGAACAUCAAACUAACAUUUUACAAUUAACCUUUAAUUUUGAGUUAAUUAGUCUUUAUUAACUUUUUUAAAAUCCAUACAUUUACCCAGUUAGUAUUAACUGUGUGUUACAACAGAAAAAAAAAAUAUUUUUUUUAUCUAGAUAAAAUUAUAUUCAUACUAGACAAAUUGUAAUUUUUCAUAUUUUAUUUUCAUCUGAAUAAAUAUUCAUGAAUUAUCGUUUAUCUCUAUCCACAUAAAUAUUUAGUUACCUAUUCUAAACACUGAUUAUACCCCACUAUUUAAAAAUACGCUACGAAUGUAAAGGUGUAGCAUCUCAGAGCGAUCCCGCAAGGAUGGAUCGUUAAUCUUUUUUUUUACAUCGUUGUCCUAGUAAAAUGUAGUAUAAAUUAUAAUACUACUUUUGAAAACGAUGGAAUUCUUUUUAUCGUUUAAAAACAACACUGCAUGUUAUUAUUUCCCCUUUUCACGCCGAAUCGAUUUUCUGUCACUUCUAAUAUACCAACGUAUUCCUUCGUAAAAACUAUUGUAGACUCGGUCAUCAUCAUUUACCGAGUCGAACAAAAUCGAUAUAAUUUUGUCAAAACACGAUUAAAUAUUAUAAAUUUAUAAAUAUUAUUAUGAUAUACUUGCCGUGGUUUAUUAUUUCUUAUUUUGGUCAUCAACUUUUUGAUUAGUACCAAGUUGAGUUCACCUCUCCGUAUGCUUCUCUACUAAUACUCUAUCCUUUAAAUAUCGAUAACAAUUCGUACCCGUGUCCUCUGCGGGUUUACUCCAUUAUAAGUUUUCUUUUUCCUAUUUUACUAUUUACUUUCAAUAAUCAUAUUAUUACCCUUUCUCUUUUUUAAUAAUUUACCAAAGUUGUCUUUUUUCCUUAAUGCUUCUUUAAAUUUGUUCAUUCAUUACUCUAUCACACCAUUGUAAUUUUUAUGUAACAUAAAUAUAAUAUAAUGGUUUUAUAAAAUCGUGAGUGUUUUCAGUUCACCAUAAAUAGAAAUCGCUAGACUUUUUACCAAUCUGAUGGACAAUUAUUUAGUCGAAAACCAUUACGAACCGUAUUAUUUCAUUUUAUUAUAUUCGAUGAGAGAAACAACACCUAAUGAUUAGUCGGUUUAUUGCUUUUUUUUAUUUUACGACACGAUUUAAUAUAGUUAAAAGACGUAGUAUUGUAGUAAAAGCUGUUGUAAUGACCUAAUAAUAAUUCCAGUAUAGACUUGAAAGAAAAAAAUACCACAAUGUACCUAUUACCUGAAAUUGUGUGUAGUACUUGGUUAUUACAUUUUAAAAUUCCAUAGCUUUCAGAAUAUACAACACUAUUAUUUUAUUUUAUUUAUAAAUAAUCGAUUUUUUAAUAAAAAUUUGAAUUCGCUUUCGGAACUUUUUAAUUUUUCAGAAUCUAUUAUCGGAUAAUUUAGCUUUUUGUAAAAAUGUGAAAAGAUAUAAGACGUUUUUGAGUUUUUUUAUGCAAUACCUUCGAAUUUUUUCUCGAUUAUUUAUAAACGUAUUAAACCAUCACUUGCCGCCGUCAAAACGUUUGCAGCCGUUAUCGUCACUACUUAACGGAAAAUAAUUAUUUCCCGUCCAUUAUAAUAUUUUCAAAAUGCUCUCUUUCUACUGUAUAUUUUAAUCAUUUUGAAUCUGAAAUGCAUACAGACAGGUGAAAAUUGACAGGAUUACUGUAGUAUAACACAAGAUUCAUUAUCAUAUAACUAAGAGCUAUAUGAAUUGUAUUAAAUGGGUAGGUAUAUAAUAUUAUAGUAAUAGAUUCUCUUUUCGUUUACAUUAUUUAUCACUAAAACUUGAUCUCGUUUUCGGGGGUUUUUCAUAUUACACCCACCAUUGUGUUAUCUUCCAUUUAUUCAGAAUUAUUUCACUCGCGAUUUGUUUUUAACGCGACUAUAUUUUUUUCAUUAAUUAUAUUUAAAAUAAAAUCCUUUUAGAGCUUUUUUGUACUUUGUCUUCUCUUGUAUGUAUAAAAGAUAUAUAUCUUUUACUCUCAUUGACUUAUUUUUUUUCGAAUAAAACUCUGGAUGUGGUUUAUCUUCUGAAUAUUUUAUCAAAUAUACAAUUUAUUUAUCCCUUUGAGACAUUGUGGUAUUAUAGUGAAACCAUUUAUUUAUUUUUUUAAUUUAAUGCUAAAUUUUCAAAUUUUCAAAUAUAAAAUGAAUAUGGGCCUCUAUGGGCUAUAUUAUUAAACCAUAAUAACUCGAUUGACAUAAAGCAUAUGUAGUUAUAAAAAUAUAAUUCAAGAAUUUUUGUCGAAUUUUCGCCGAAAAUCAAAACUAUUCCACUGUGUUGUGUCAGGUCUGAGGUAUCAGGGUGUUUCAUAAAGAUAUCUCCUUAGAUAAUAAAGAUAAUAAAAUUAUGGUUUUUUUUUUAUAUAUAACUCACAGGGAUAUUUUUAUUUCAAUUAAUUUUGUAUGCUUUGGUAAAAAUUUAAAAAAAUAACAUUCUGUCUAAUUAUUUUUGACAAGUUUGAAUAUAGCCAUUUUAUAGAGUUCAUCCUUCUAAAAAUGUUGACGUAUCAACUUUUUAUUAAAUUGGUGAUUUUUAAUCAUUUUUUUAAGUUCGGAGAAAAAAUUGCGCAGUCAAUUAGUUUUAAUAAUAAUCAAACAGCGAAUUCACUUAUGGCCUGCCACAUUUUAGGCAUUUUCGUCUAAAACUUUAAAAAAUUAUUAAAAAUCACGGAUUUAAUGAAAAUAAAAAGUUAAUACGUCAAAAUUUUCAAAAUAAUAAACUUUUAAAAUAAUUAUCUUUAAAUUUUUCAAAAGUAAUAAAAUACAAAUUUAGGUUUUUAUCAAAACAUAAUAAUUUAAUUCAAAUAAAAAUAAUUGUAGUCCUUAUCCUCGCAAGUAAUAUUGGAAAAAAAACGGACUUGAAUCAUUUUUAUUAUUUUAGGAGAUAUUUUAAUGGGUAUAUCUUCGUGGGAUAUCCUAUUAUUUUUUCUACUAAUUUUGGAUACUUUUAACGGAUCCUUCUGGACCAAAUUAUUUUGGAAAUUUGUUGUUUUGUAGGCAGAAUAAAGUAACAAAAUUUUAGUUGAAUUAAAAUGUCACCAUGCUAUUGCAUGAGGGCGGUACUUUUUAGCCCCCAAAUGAAUCCAGGGCGAUGCAAUUUUUAUAUGUGCAUACUGUAAGUAUUUGGGGUUUUCAACUUUCAAUACUCUUUCAAAAUAUUUGUUUGCUCAAAUAACAAUUUUCAUGGGAAAUACAGUAUUUUAAAAUAUAUUUCUACAGACUAAAACAUAAUAAGACUCUAGUAACCAUAAAACUAUUUUAGAUCAAUUAUUUUACAAAUAAAACAAAUUAAAUAUUGUAACUUAGACAAAUCAGUUGGCGGAAAACUCGAUUCUCCUGAGAGUGAUGACUGAGCUCUGCUGCUCACAGGAGUUUUUUUUUAUAGAGUUAUUUUUCUAAGAAUUAAAAAUGUUAAUAAAAAAAUAUUUGAACACAAACUAAAUAAAAAUUCAAUUAUGCUUUUAUAUCGCAAUAAACAAACUACUCUUAACGGGUGUAUACUUAUUAAUUAUAAUCAUUUCACGUUUAAUCUAAUAUUAUAUCAAGUAAUUUCUUAUGUUCAUUCAAUUUAUUUUUUCCAGCUAUCGAUUUUGAUAAAAUCCAUAAAAAUAUAGUCGUCUUAAUGUAUACAACACGAUUAUGAUGUCAAUAUUGAUCAUCCGGUAUGCUUAACAUCGUUAAAAUAUUAUACGUAUAGUAAUUUUCGUGAGUCAUAUAUUUUAUAUUAUGAAUAUUUCACUUUUAAGUAAUUCUAUCAAAAAAACACUUAAUUUAAAUAUUAAAUUUCCAUGUAAGAUUAAUAAUGUUUGGGACGUUUGAGUGUAUUUAAAACGUAAAAAUACAUGACUACACUUAAUUCUACAGAAUAACUUUACGAGUAUAAGCCGCACGAAUCCGCAACUCGGUCGAUCGAACUUUACUAGCUAUGUAUCGAUUAAUCAUUAAAUGCUAUUAUAACUCCUUUUUAUGAUCAUAAUUAUAUACGCGAAACGCAAUACAAAUUAUAAUUUAUUAUUUGUCUAUACAAACUAACUGCUUGUAAGUUAUUUAUAUACGAUACAGUUUGUAUAAGCGAUAAAUUCGAUCCUCGGAGUAUAUUAAAAUAAUACAUAAAAAAACUUUUUGUGAUACACUUUCGACUGUUUUCAAUAAAACAUUUCAUGUACAUUUUUUUGUACGUCUGUACAUCGGGACGUUUCGUGUGCGAGCAAACUUUUAUUAAAUAGUAACAUGCCUGACGAUGUAUAAACUUUAAUAAAAAAGAAAAUUGAACGGUCACAAAAUUAAAUGUUAGGGAAGUUUAGUAAUCCAUUUUUAAAAAUUGUUCAACAGAGCUAAAUUUCUCUGCAGCCAUAUGGACUGUAUUCAUUUUUACUAGUAUAUACGUUAAAUCUUUUUUUACCUCCCAUAUUAUCCAAUUAAUACUUUACGUUUCACCGAAUAGAUCUUAAUAUUCGAUCGCAUACAUAUAGUUUCGAAACACUAUCAAAUGGUGCCUACCAUUAUCCCAAAAUUCAAAAAAAAUGGAUUAAUAUUUUUCUUCCCGCGUGCCCUUUAUAUAAUAUUUCUGAAGUAGACAGAUCGAAUCUCAUCAACUAUACGCAAGCUUAUGCACGGGGUUGGUUUUUCAGAUAUUUUCAGCGAAACCUCUCAGGUAGUCGUGUUAGUUUGACGCUGUUUAGUGCAUAAUAAACGUCUUUAAAAAUAACGGAAACCUGCGCCGAUGAACGAACAUUUACUUCAGUACUUUGGUUUGAAUAUUGCGUUUAAGAUUACAAUUUUCACCGUAUACGGAACGAAGCCAAUAAACCUCGACGCAAUAAGAAUGUUUAAACCACUCCAUUUUAUGACGAACAAUAGUGUUUAAGUACCUACUUACACUAAAAUACUAGACAUUACGCGCGCGCGUAUUAUCGAAAUACGAAUUAUCGUAAACACUACAAGUCCGCUAUGUCCAUCAUAAUAUACAACCCAACAACCGUUAAUUUAGUGUAAUACGAGAAAGUGUAUGCCUAAAAUAUUAUAGAUCUUUAGGUACCGGAAAGAUAAUACAAGUGACUUGCAUAGUUCCCGCGUGGUACUUAUAUUAUAUAGAUAAGAAUGUGUCGGUGAAAUAAUACAUGGUAUUAACGUUUUAACUUUUAAUUAAAACGGCAAAAUUUGUUAUCGAACAUUUAGACGGCAUUAGGCAAGCCUGUACUUAACUAUAAAAGUAAUUAACAGACAAAAAUAAUACAAGAAAAAUUAAAUAAAAACACAAAUCUUUUAAUUUUUCAGUUUACUCACUCGUAAAAUACUGUACGAUUAAAUGGCAGAUAAACUGCAAUAAUAUAGGCGGUCAUAACAUUAUAAGUUAUAACGUUUAAAUACAGCCCGUGCGUAACGAAAAAUAAAAGAUAAUAUUUCUCAGGUGUAUUAUUUACAUCAUCGUCGUAGGUAAUUUACUAAUUUAAUAAUUUUAAACGCGCUCAAAAAAUUUAUCUCAAUUAAACGUCAUCUUUAAAAAUAAAAAUAUUAAACCGUUUUCGAGCCAUACAAAUUAUACUACCUAGUCUUAUCGCAUGACAAUAAUAUAUUAUGGUCUAGUUAAUCCUCCUUGAUUCUCCUCGGAACAUCAUCAUUCCUUAUAUAUAUAUAUAUAAAUGACUUGCAUCCUACAUAUUUGUUACAUAGUCUACAUACUGUACGCAAUUACUAUAAAUUAAUCAUAGUAUAAUACUUAACUACCCGCCAAGUUUAACGUGGUCACAGAAUUCCUACAUGUACAUAGUAUAAGUAAUUACGAUAUGUAUAUAUAUAUAUUUUAUUGAACGAUAAACCGGAAGCGCUGUACAAAACUCAAAUAAUUAUUUGCGCGGUACGGUAGUCUCGAAAGAGAAAGUUCAAUGUUUAAUUCGUUUUUAUUUUUUUCAAAAACGGAAUACUUAAAUUAGUUAAAUUAAAUUACGGUUCAUAAAUAAUAUAAGUACCUAUUUCGUUUUCUGUUUGUAUCAAAAACCAAAACGAGUAUGAAAUAGAUAGGGCACGCCCGAAGAAGUCAAAACCCAUUUACUUCGUACAAUGCUGGAAAGAAACUCGACACGGAAUAAAAUACUAUUUGAAAUACCAAAAACGACAUAAUCAAUAAAAAUUUGAAAUAUCUAGGAGGAUGAGGAUUAGCUUACACUCAUAUAUUUACAACUUAUGACGAAUACAUUUUCAAACAUUAUUUCAGAGCCAAAUUAAUUUGAUCCAUAUUAAGCCAAACUCAAAAAUUCUCCGAAUAUUUUAAAAAUUAUAUCACGUGUAGAAAGUGUUCAUAUAUUCGGUCAACAUGACACGCUCCAAGAAUAUUUCUAACCGAAUAACAACAAAAAAAUAACAGAAAUCGUUAUUACGUAAAUGUAUUAGUUUUUCCUAGGUUUCCUCACAAAGAAAAUUAAAAAAUGACCACCUUAUCAAUGCACAAACGUCACAAACCAGACGAAAUUUUCUACUAUAAAACCACUCCUAACGAUUGGAGCGAGAUUUCUGGUAAAAAAUUAAUUUACCGAAUGGAAAAAAAUAUACAUCAUAGUAAUCAUAGACAAAACAAUAUUCAUUUUGCGCUCUGCUCAGAAUCUAACGUUAUAAAUUAAAAAGAAGUCGAUCAAUUCAAAUAUGAUUCGUAUGACGAAUUAUGAUUUUUUAUUAUAAUCGAUAAUACCGAUAAUCAAUGUGAUCUUUAUACUUUAAAUUAAUUAUUUAAUCUAUCACAACGUAUUAUAAACUAUCUUAAAUAACUUUAAAAAUACAAAUUAAUACAAUUUUAUUAUACCACGUAAGCACGUAUAAAAAAUAAAAAGCAGAAACGAAAAUAUAACACUAAUUUAUUUCAAUAAUUAAGAACGUUUAGUUUAAUUGAGCUUGCAAAACCACAUACAUAAUAUGGAUUCGAGUUAUUUUUAAGUAUACUUUGCCACUUUAUAACCACGAACCAUUUUUUAACGUUAUAUAAUAUUUUGUUCUGGUUUAAUUAUUAAUUAAAUAUGGCGUAAAUGCGUAAUUUAUAUAUUUUUCCCUUGACGUUAAAAUAAAUUUUAAUUUUAAUCAUUGUUGUGGAAUAGGUAUAUAGUACAGUACCACCCUGUGAUUAAAAAUAAAAAAAUUCUAACCUAAUGCAACAGACUUGCGAUGACACACAUUUAUUUUAAACGAUUUGCAUACAUUAUUUUUCAGUGCAUAGUGUAUGCGAGUUGACUGAACAAGACAGUCUCGAUGAUCGUUUGUCGCAUGCGAACCGUAAAUUAGUCCAGAGAUCAUCGAGAAUGAUUGGGGGUCGAAGCGAAAGACCAAAACUUAAAAGUAGUAGAACCCUUAUAAAUAUGUUGACGAGCAAAGGGACGGACAUGCUACUACACACCGAAUCUUUGUAAGUCAUCGUGAUAUUUAUUAUUAUUCAUAAUAAUUAGACUCAAGUCAAGGCCACGAACUAUUCUUAAGUACAAUAAUAAUACAUAUCUAUGUUCUGUUUGUUGUUUUUUUUUUAUCACAGCGACCACUUUUGGGUGACACUCAGCUCAUUAUACGGCCUGAUACUGGUAAUCCUCAUGUUCGCCAUUUGUCUGAUAGAAGUAAUGGACAAUCCCGUAAAGUUGCUGUCCGUGCAGGGCAUUUAUCUGAUGUACCUGUACCUGGGCAGUAUAGCCGUGAUCAUAUGCAUUUACGUAUGGGUGUUGAUCGAUUCGUGCGUCAGCUUAACGUCCGACGAAUCUGAAAUCGUCACGUCGGGCUCGUCGUCGCCAGGAAUUUUCACAUUGAACCGGUUCAGUUCAUUGAAACAAUUCAGCUCGUUGAAACGGGCCCAUAUUUCACGAGCGAAAACCUCGGACACUAGUUUUUACCUGAGAGUUGGAGCAUUAGGUAAGUUAAAAAUAAAAACCCUCUCUCAAUUAAAUAAGUACAUAUCAUAUAAGAAAUCAUUAUGAUGACGGAACAAAAUUUCUACAGUUUUGCACCUAAGUAUAUUUUUACAUUACGUUGGUUUUUAACUCUAUAUAAUAUGUAUUCUAACUCGGAUUAAGAGGGAUAGGCAAGCAGCCACGUCCUCAUGGCCCAUGCAUCCAUGGGUCCGUUAUGUUAUCAUUAAUGUACAAUAUAAAAUGUUUGUUCAAAAAUUUCUUAGUACGAAAAUAUACAAACUUACAAUUCAUAUAAAGAAGGCCUAUUUGCACGAGUUCUUCCCCGGUAUUUACUGAACUAUACUUAUUAAUCCAGUUUUGAAACAUUGAAAUAUACACUGGUUUCUAAAAAAAAGAAAAAGGUAAUAAUUUAUGUUGCAUUUCUUAUUUUCAGUAUAUGGUUUGGGAACGCUGGUGUUCAAUGGCUUGGAAAUGGCGAUGCACUCCAUGAUGGAUGUCAACUGUUUAAACGACGUCAUAUUCGUGCAUCCCAUACUACACGGGCUAUUUACAUUUUUACAGAUGCAUUUUCUUUUCAUAAAUUCUCAGGUAAAUAUUAAAUUUGUAUACUAUAUAAUUACACUUAUAAUACCUGUACAGAAUAUGUAUACGCAGAAACUAUAUUAUAUAUAAGUGCAGAAACACCGUCUUUAUUACUCGCGGUCACGUUAAAAAAAAAUAUAGGGGUUAUUUUCACGUCCUUCCCCCUGAAUCAUGAUUUCCUAACAAAUAAUAAUUAUAUUUAUUCAUAAUUAUAUUGUCUAAAACACUAAAAACACAAUACAUAAAUACAUAUUCUGCAAUUGUUAAUAAUUAACAUGUUAUAGAGAGAUUUUUAUAAUAAAACACAAUAAUUGUUUAGUAUUAUAAAUUUUAAAACAGUUAUAAUAAAUAUGUAUUUCGAUCAUUUAAAUUUACAUGCUAUUCAAUGAUCGAUAUUUUUAUUGUAAACAAUUCAACUAAUCCUUUGGUUAGACAAUGCCUACGUGAAAACAAUAACUGCCUUUAAAUUAAUUCAUUAUAACAUUAUAACAUUAAUGGUGCGUUACUCUUCCAAAUCACAACUCGUAUAUCAUAACUUAAAUUAUAAUUUGUUAUUGUCUAUAUUUCCGUGUAAUUGGGCCUAGCCCGUAUUGUUGAAAAAAAUACAAUAAAACUCGUAUAGCACUAAUAAUCAACUGUACCUACAAUAAUAUGAAAUAUACUGCCAAUUGAAAAAUUAUCCACAAAUAUAAUUGCAAUUCGUUUCAAUCGGUUCGACGGGAAGAAAUCUAAAACAAUCUAAUAUCGAACAAAAAAAAAAUAUCGGUUAAUAUAAAAUCGAGAAAUAUUUCGGUCAUUUUUGGUACGUACAUUAUAUUAUAAGUAGUCUAAGAUUCUGAAAAACCGAGGAAUGUAUUGUUUUUACUAAGAUACGUUUUCUUUUUGUAUCCAUAAACAACUUUCAACGACAAAUUUGAUCCAAUAAAACACUUGUUAAAAACUUUCUUAUAGCAUUUCUGAUAUAAUUGAUGCACUGAGGUAGUUAUUUUUUGAUUUUUCUGGUAAUUUUCUUAAUAGAUAAGAAAAACAAACAAUUUUUUAAAUAAUUUUCGUUGAUUUCUGGGUUACUUCGACAACGAGAGGAAAAAUACGACUAUAAUACUCAGCUCAUAAUCGUGUUUUGUUAGGAAUGGUACCUUACAGAUAUAAAUUUAAUUACUUUAUUCUCAAUAUUAUGUUCUCCCUUUAAAUUUCUCUUCAAUAACAUUACACAACCAGUAACAGUAUCAGCCUUUUUAAACAUUGAAAACCUACCUGUAUCAACUAUAUUAUAUUAUUAUGUUCCGUUUCGCGCGUUAUCAUUGAAGAUUUUUGAACGUGAGAUUAUAUAUAUAUGUUAUAAUACCUUGAUGGUAUACAUUUUGGUAAGUACGAUUCUUUUUUAAUUCUUAUUAAAGUUGAAUGCAUGUACCUACAACAAAAAUAAAAAUACAGUACAUUAUUCUAUUAUGGAAUGUAAUUUAUAUAAUAUUUUCUCGGUUACAAUAAACUCACAACAACCGUGGUCCAUGACGGUAUAUAAUACGCAUCGUGUGCACAGCAGGAAUCACGCACCACUUGCCCCAGACGAUUAAAUAAUAAUCGUCGUUCAUCCUCAUUCAUCGUGUAUACGCUUUAUGAAAAUCAAAAUUAUCUUUAUUUUAUUUGUUUAAGAUUUUCUAAAUUACAUACACAUUCAGUCUAAGCGUUAUUAUUUCGCAUUUUUAUGUUUGUGUGGUUAAGGCCAUCCCUACGUGCUUUCACCACGGCUGAACAGGCCCACUAUUUUAUAGAUACAGUAAAAAAAGGACAUCUUCGCACGAUGGGUGCAGCCACUAAUGUUGUUGGUGAAAAGUUAGAAAGGUAGGAUAUAGAGAUUAGAUGGAAAAUUAAUUUGUAUCUGUAAGCAACGAUAAACCAUUGCUUAUUAAAAAUUGAAUAUCUCCGGAGAUAAUAAACAUAACCAAAUUCUGUAUUUUUAUAUUACUCUCAGGAAAGAGGACUACAAAUAUUUAUAUUUGAAUUAUUAUUUUUCUUACUAAAAAAAUUAAAUAAUAACUUUUAUUUUAUUAUUUUCGAAAAAUUUUAAGAUAGCCAUUCUGUAAAGAUUAUUUUUCUGAAAAUUUUAAUGUAUCACACAUUUAUAUCCGAUGAAUAGUUUCUAAAUAACAGCCACUAAUGAAAACCGAUAUUACCUAUGGAAUAACCUAAGACUUUAACCAUGUUACGCCGUGUUAAUUAUAAUUUUAAUAAAAUUUUAAAUGUACAAACCUAUUUUAAAAAUAAUAUCUUAUAUCAAUCCAUUUUAGAUAUUAAAUAAUAACCAAAUGAUUUAUAUUUCUUAACUAUGUCUAAUAAUAACCGCAUUUAAAUAAUCUCUCCUAUUAAAAUAAAUUAUUUCUAUGUAAAACGAACAAUUUGUAUAAUUUUUUUCUAUGUAUUCCUUCAUUUAAUUUUUUAUACUCAGUCGCGUUUUACACUUUGACUGUGGUAUACCUGAUGAUGAAUUUUUAAUUCGAAACCUGUCGUAAAAUAAACUUGUCACAAUACUUCAGCCUUCAGGCGACGUAUUUAUACGUUUAUUUAUUUUUAAUUUUUAUAUAUACAUUUUUUAUUUAUAUAUUUAUUUACGAGUAUUGACCAUUUUAAUAACUUUGUAUUUACUUUAUUAUUUUAUUAUAAUAAUUUGUUGAACUUGGUUACUCAAAUUCUUUCUUGGCCACGUUUAUAUUAUAGGUGUUGGUUGAAAGGUUCGGGUUGGCGGCCAGAUUCGGAUUCAUGCACUUGGCCGCCACAAACAUAGCCUUGUGGGUGCGGUUGGUGGUCUGGGAGAGCGGUAUCGAAUGGAUUUACUUCAUCCAUUUGGCGCAAACCUCGAACGUGGGAAUGUCGGCGACUUCGUAUGAGUCCAGCGUUCCGACUCCACUAGAACUGCGCGGAUAUCCGAGGUUUAUCACCUCAAGACACACACGAGACCUGAAAACGGGUAUGUGCAAUCGAUUGUCACAUUCAGCAAUACGUCAGUUAAAAAUAAAUACAUGAAUUGUUUUGAAAACUAUAAACGCUGUCGAAAACGUAUUAUAGAUACGCCAUCCAAUUAUAUACAUAUACAUAUCUUUUUCAAAAAAAAAAAAUAAUAAUAAAAGUGAGUUUUAAUUAACUCGCGUGCCCGUAUGUAUAAAAACGAUAAUUUAUUCUACACGGUCGUAAAUUCGCGUGCAUCAAAAUAAAUACAUGCAUUUCAACAGGUUUUUCAUGUAGGCAUGUAAAAGUAUUUCCCACCUGUAGUAUUAAUUUAUAUUUAAAUCUAUUGAAAUAGAUUCAUCAUAAAACAUUUGAUGGUGAUUUUUCUGAUUUUUGAAAUAAUAUACACGUAAUAUUUCUAUACGUGAUGCGUUUCAGAUUUUAACGGAACGUUCAGGAAUUCGGUCUAUCAGCCGGUGUCCGAGGAUCAUGUAGCACAAGUAGUGACACUCCAUCAUUGUCUAAACACCAAUUCGCUGGGUCAGCUGCUGACGUCGUCUAUGCCAUAUCUUUACCCGUUCAUUGUGCAAUUCAGGUACGAUAUCUUAUACUUAUUCUUGUUUUAGGAGGUGGUAACCAAUCACAUAUUUAACCGGUUGAGCUUGUAAAAAAGGAACUUUUUUUUUGCUCAUAAACAAAACUAUUAUUUUUGUGUUUGAUUAGUUAUUCAACUAAACUUUGAUAGGUAAGUAGGUCGAUUUAGCUGGUUAUGAUAUUUUUAAAAAUGUUAAUUUCAAUCAACCGAAAAUUUGAUCAACCCCAGUGGCACACACUAAAAGGUUAGGAGGUCAGAACCACCUUCCUCGGAAAUGUCUUCCUUCGCUAAAUUUUUUUAAAUAAAGUUUUACAUUCAGCAACAUAAUAUCUUAUAUCACAGAAUAAAAUAAUGAAAAUUAAUAUCAUCAAAUUACUUCACCAUUUAUUCGAUAAUAAUAGUAAUUAUAGUACUGUACUGAUUAUACGUGUUAACUCCUUUCUAGGAAAUAAUUAUAAGUACGACUAUCUCUUCCUUAAAAUGAAAUUCUACGUGCGCUACUGGCCGACGAAAGUACACAAGUUUAAAGAUGCAAGGUUCCCCUUCAUCCCUGUAUUAGUUUCAUCCCAGCUAUAGAAUUCGCUCGUAUUAUUAACUCACUCUCACCCCUCCCCAACAAUCGAUUUAUACGAUUUUAGAUUAUGAUAUAGAUAUGCUUUUUUUUGAUCUGUGAAUACAUUUUCUACCAGAAAUUUUGCUCUGAUCAUCAAUCUUAGGAGUGAUGUCUGGUAACAAAUUUUAUCUAGUAGGUAUACUGUGGAAGUAUUUUUUUGAUUUUCCUUUUGGUUUUCUAAAUGAAAAAAACGGGAAAAUGUACACAACAACAGUUUCUGUUAUUUUCAAUCUUUUAGAUUCCAAGCGUAACGAGGAAACUAUUGAUUUUACAAUACUGUUAAUUUCUUUUUAGAUUCCGAGCGUAGCAGGAAGCUAUUGAUUCUACUAAGAUGUUUAUACUUUUUUCUUCUUUUAGUCUGUGAACUCGUUUUUUACUAGAAAACUUGCUCCGAUUUUUACGUGUCAAAACUUUUCUGAAAGCUCAAGUUGUCUAGAUUGUACUUACUGUAAGAAAACGAACAAUUUCACGAUUUCAUAAUUUUAUAAAAACACGGACGACGUUGUCUAUCAUAAAAAAUGAUUUAAUCAAAAAUCACAAAAUACCUUUUUUGUUGCUUUUUCAAUUUACUUUCUUGCGGUAUCAUCGCCAAAACUUUUGAGCCACUUUUGAGCUUUUAAGGAAUUUUAAUUUUUGGAAGUUGCUUGUUGUAAUUUGGUCAUAAAUUCAGAUAAAGACUUUAAACUUGGUAAUAAUACUUAUAUUAGACUUACAUAGAUGUGGUAAAAUUUCCAAAAUAAUCGGGGGAAUUUUUUUCCUUUUUUUUAAUUUUUUUUUACAAUAGAACUUUAUUUUUUUUUUUUUGUACUGUAGACAACUACAGUAACUUUUUAGCACUUUUUCUGAAAGUCAAUUUUAUCUACUUGGUAAAUGCAUGGAUCAUUUUUUGAUUUUCGAAAUAGUAUUCAAAAUAAAAACGAUUAACCGAGAAAAAAAUUACGAUUUUUUCACGAUUUCGUUAUUUUAAAUAAGUACCUACCACGUUUUCUAUCAUAAAUAUGGCUCCAAUUGAAAAAUGACAAGAGACCUUUUUUGUUGAAUUAUUAAUCUUGUUUUUAAUGAUGCAGUUCGUUUUUUUGAUUUUUAAGUUAAAAAAAAUUACGGUACUUCAAAUUAUGUAUUACCAAACUGCGCUCGGGGAAUCGUCUUUCGUCAGCAAUGAUUUAUCAUUGCUUACAGAUAUAAAUAAAAUAACCUUAUGUAUCCUACCUUCCCAACUUCUCACCUACAACAGUAGCCGCACCCGUCACCAAUAUCAGCUCUUUUUUUUUUGGUGUGUUACGAUUGCGUACGGAUCAUUUUCACUAUUAUGAUUACAUUCGUUUUACCUAACUAAAUUUAGUGAAACGUUGCCGUUGCAUGUUCACAAGCGUGAACUUUGUAAAAAUGUGUAAAAUAACUUAUUUUAAGAAAAACCUUUGGUUAACUAAUCUUUAAGUUUGAUAAACUUGAUUGUGAUUAUUGUUUCAACGACUACUAUUUCAACACUAAAAUUAUCCAAAAAAUUAAUUACCCACUUAUAAUAUAUUAAAUUUUUUUAUCAGGGACUGGUUAUCGAUACCAAGGUUUUACAUCAUAAUGUAUUUGUUUAUUAAUUUAUAAUAAUUUUUAAUUGGUUAUACUAUUGGUUUAAACUAUUGAUGUUAAUAGUUUUAAUUCAAAAUGAUGUUAUUAUUAUUAUAAUUAUUUGCAUUUUGUAUAACAUAAUAUCUAUAUAUAUUCCAAAAGUGUAAUUUAUAAUUUGUGCUUGUAUGAUAUGUUGUCUUUAAUUGACUAUACACUAUAUUGUAUUUUUUCAAUAGAACCUGAUAAAAUAUUACUUAAAAUAAUGUUUUAUUAAUUUACGCACAGUUUUUACUUUACAGUUAAUUUACUAUAUUUACUAAAAUUUUUAAAAAUUAAAUACGAUAAGGAUCAUCAAGUUGUAUAUCGUGGUGAAAACUGAAAAGAGUUGAGCGUAAUAUAGUUUUUUUUUUAUUAUUAUUAUUAUUGUUUUAGGUCCAAAUUUCAAUAAAAAUAAUAUAAAACAUUUUUAAACAAAAUAUUUAUAUAUAAUUAAAUAAAAGUCAUAAAAUCCCAAAUAUAUAAAAAUAAUUAAUCUCACGACCAUUCAAAACAUGUUUAAUCGAACUUCGUUCAGAAUCAUUUUUCGAUAGCAAUGAUGUGUACUCCUUACUAAUAUAGUGGCCCACUCGUCAGCAAUAUCGGCUAAUUUAUUUCCAUUUUGUAACGUUAAAUAAAACAAAUAUUUUUGAAAAUCGGGCGCUCUGUAAAAUACGCUUAUCAUAGUUUGAUAGCCGCUGGAGUGACGUACGUGAUGGGCAAGAACGUGGGCGUUUGUCAGGCUAGACCGGUAAAACGGGACCAUCACCCGCAGAAAUCGUCGGCGAUGACCAAGGACCAGAAAGACGCCCAGCUCAGCCGGUUAUACGUGUCCCGGGGCGUGAGCUUUUCAGGCGCCAACAAGGGUCUAUUCCUAGGACUGCUCACGCUGGUCAUGGUCAUUGUGGUGGUCAUUAUAUUCCUGGUACUCAAGGACGACGUGGAUUUCGCAUCAGACACCCUGUUCUGGAUAACGUCUGGUACAUUGACAGCCAUUCUAUCGGCAAGCACGUUGCUAGGCUGCGUGGGUCUCUAUCAGAUCCGCAAGCUGUGCCACAAUGGCGACGAUCUGACCACGUUGGACGAUAUACUGGCCACAAUAUCCAGCGCCGGCAUGGUGCUUUACGCACUGUUUAGUACGACCGUAGGCUUUGUUGGCCUAAUGACCUCGGAGCCCGGCAGCGCUGACCAACAGCUUGACCUCAUACUGACCGUCGUCAAUGUGCUGCAACUAGUUCAAAUGGCCGUCCAGAACUCUCUGAUUGCCGAAGGUUAUAGGAGGAGCUCUUGGUCAAGGCACCAGCUGUUCACCAAACCCGGGCGUCAGGUAUAUUUAUAACAAAAUUAUAUAUUAUCCCCGCCUCUUAUAAAUUAAUUCAGUGAUUCAGUGGCGUCAUUUCAAUAUUUUACUAGACUGAGACAAAUUUCCAAAAAUUUUCAACUGAACGAUUUUAAUAAUAAUAAGUUUAUUUUAUUUUAGCAGUUAGAUUAGGAAUGGGUUUCGCUAUGCUCGAAUAGUUGAUCGGAUAUUUACUUCUAAUAAUUCUCAAUAAAUUUAAACAACAGAAAUACCGACUAUUGAAACGAAUUGAGGCGCUAACCGGGACUGCUAAGUGUAUAAGUUGACCCACCAUAACGGAUAAAGAAACGAUGAAACGUGAGUUUCUACGUGACCCUCGUUUGCAUAAAAGGUUAGGUUAGGUUAGGUUAGGGUACCAUCUUAACUAACUACCUAGAUAUAUUAAUUCCUACAUGGUUAUCUAAAAGUGCAUAAUAUUAUGUUUUAUCAACUCCUACGCGCUUAUAAAUAUUAGGCAUGCACUAUAUAAAGUGAUCUACAUAACAUAAGACACACAUUAUUUUGGAAAAUAUUAACAUUUGUUUUUUAGAUCAUUUAAGAAAUAAGUUGCUCUAAAAUAUUACAUUAAGAUUAUUUUUGGUCAUUUUUCAACUAAGGGAUGAAACAACAACCUACUUUUGAUUUUAAAAUGGGAACCUAAAUUGAAAAUUCCCUAAGUACAUGGAAUAUUAGUGAAAACAAGUGAUAAAAUGUUUUAUUUCCGUCAACACAUUAACGAUAUAUUGGACUUUUAAGUUUAGAUAAGGGAAGAAUGGUGGAAAACUAUUAAAAUGCCACUCACCGUGCCGCCACACAAAUGAUGCACUACUAUAUUCUCCUCCCCACCGUCGAAACUUAAAAGUGGAAUAAUUUGUCAACGGGUUGACGGAAAUUGAAAAUGUCAACACCAAAAUUGAUUUAAACUAAUACUUCGUCUAUUUGAGGAAUUUUUACCAUAGUUUGCCAUUUGAAAAUCAAAAGUAGAUAAGCAAUAAUUUCAUCACUAAAAUAACGGUGAAAAAAAGAUCAUGUAACAUUUUAGAGCUAAUUACUUAUUUCUUUAAUGUUCUAAAAAACAAAUUCUGAAAGAUGUUAAUACUUUUCGAGAUGAGUUCCUUACGUUAUGUUGAUCAUCCUGUACAUGUAAUUUUGCUGUAAAAUAUUUUUGUAACUUCAUGUAUGAUAAUUUCGGAAUUACUAUCAGGGACAUUUUUGGACAUUUUGGAUACGGCUCUGUGGAACAUAUUUUAACCUCCCUCCCCCGGUAUGCCAUAUAAUGUUUCAUAUUUCACAUAAUAUAUACCUAUAAAGUAUAGGUACUUAGUUAUUAUGUAUCUAUAUACAUCAUUUUGUUAUAUUAUAGUGUAAACAUAAAAUAAAUUAAGUUUGUUUUGUAAAUUGUAUUGGUUGUCAAUACAUUUUUUUAUGUUUUAAGCAUAUAGUCCUUUAAUCUAGUCCUUCAGUCUGAACUUAACAUUUUUUGUGAAUGGGUUAAGCACCUUGGUUUAACUCUUAACGUCGACAUAUGCAGUGUCAUGUCAAUUACCAAAAGAAAUAUGGGUAUAAACUCUUGGUAAGACCCUCUUAUGUACCAAUUUUAUUAUUAUUUUUUUUUUUUUUAUUUAGAUUUUUAUUUUAUGUACCUACAUACUUGUAGAUUCAUAACAAUUUAUUAUUUUAUAAACAAGUAUAUUGUUUUUAAUAUAAGUAAGUUGCCAUCGAAUGGCAUAACAUCUAUGUCGACAAGGAUAGAUAUAUUUUGUUAUUUGUAUAGGUUAUUUUUUUUACUAAAAAAAAAAAAAAAAAUACAAGACAAAAUAUUGUGACGCCCUACAAUUUGCGGACUGAAACUACAGCCUACCUUCACUCUUCCCCUUUAUUCAAGCCCCAAUUAAAGUGCUUAUCCCCCGAUCGAAACCAAUCUAUAAUAGCACUUUAACAAGAUUUUUUAUUUCAUCCCCUCCUUCCCACUCCCGUGGGAUUUACCUGAAGACACAUCUGAUAUAGGAUAAACACCUACCUAACACCCAUAAUUUCAAGUCUGACCCUUCCCCUGAUUGUAAAACAGUAAAUAUUAUUAUGGUUUAAUGUUUCAUGUAUCUACCGUAUGAUAAAUAAUAUAGAUCAUCACGUACCUGCUAUGCAGUAACAUCGGUCUGUGGAUGUUCGACUCGUUCAUCACGCAGAGUUGGGUCAACCAAGAACGUCAGUUGCGGUUCAUGGGGCUGCUCUCUUGGGGACUGCUGUCCAGGAUAUCAUUACCACUGGUGGUUUUCUAUAGGUUCCAUUCAGUAAUAUUGUUAUUACAGAUUUGGCAAAAGUCGUACAGCUGAAUUAUUUCCAUUUUGUGAACUGUAGUGAUUCGUCGUAUAAUACGCACAGGCGGAGAUCUAUUGAAAUAUGUUUUAGGAUACCUACCUAAAAUUACCUACCAAUUUCCAUUGUUUGGCCAAAAAUGUUUUCGAAUAAAUACUUACCUACGAAUAAAGUUUAGAAGCCUAAUAAAUAUAUAGGUAUAGGCAGUGGCGUAUUUCCAAUAUUUUUGUUUGGGGGUUUAAAAAUUUUCUAAAAAGGAUGAUUUUUUUAUCAUGAACCAGUUAUCUCAGAAAUACGAUAUAAACUGUAAAUCUGAUACAAAUAUUAUGCAUAUCAAAAUUUCAAAAAGUAAAGGUAAUAAAUGAAUAAUGGUUUUAAAAUAAAGCUCAAACAUCUCUGCAGAGAUUAAAAAAUAAUGGAAAUCAAAUUCACUAAAAAUCUUCCGAGAUAAUUACUGGUUCAUGGUAAAAAAAUCAUCCUGUACAAAUCAAUGUUAUCUUUCUCUAUACCUCCGUAACAAAUCACUUAUGACUUUUGAACCAAAUUAUUUUGGUUGAGACUCCCCCAACAAAAAAAAAAUUAAAAAAAUACGCCACUGUGUAUAGAAAACCGUUAUAGGUAACGCUAACAAUAAAUGUACGAAAAAUAAUAUGAAGUUUUACGGUCUUACAACCGAUAACUGAGAUUUGGUCAUCGGACGGACAGCUAGAUCCGCCUUUGAACUCCGGGUACCUAUUAUUUUUCAAUUUUUAGAACGGUUGUAUUAAUUUGACGCUUCAAAACUGAAAUUUAGUACCAGGAAUUCAUAAGAAGUCAGCGAUUCGUUGGAUAACGUUUGGACGCCAAGAUGAUGCUGUAGGACGAAGGCAUUAUAAUGUACUUAUUACAUAAAUAUUUUUAAUCCCCGGGUAUUAAUUAACUUGAGAACUAAAAUUAUUUUGUAAAUCAUUUAUCAUUUUUAAUGAACAUUUUAUGAUUCUAAACUUUAUUUUUACGUUUUAUGUUUUAUUUGAAAACAUAUUUCUAUCUAGCGCUGCUAAUGUUCUUUUUUGUAACUACCUACAACACUUAAUAAACUGAAUGUUACGGAUUAUUUUAUAAUAUCAAUAAGUCAAGAUUUAUAAAUGUACCUACUUACCAGGGUUGCCAACUAUUCAAUUUAAAAAAUCGGGACUUUUUCCUAUACGAGAAAAUUGUAUUUUAAUUUUAGUAUAAUAAUUUUGAGCAUACCAUAAUAUUAUGUCAUACUUUCUAUUCGUUUUUGUGAAAAGCUAUUUGCGUAGUGUUGCACAUUCGAUUUACCUCCAUGAGAUAUUACGUCUUUCCUACGUAAUUUACAAUGACCAUACAAAUUGUUAUUUUCUGAUUUUUGAAGCCGGUUAUUAGAACUUUAGCACAUUUCACGAAAAGUACCAAGCCUUUUUUCGAUGGAGUACUCUGUUCUCCAGGGUCACUCAUUUUAUAUGAUUAUAAUUUAGAUACACACCAAUUACAAGAAAACAUGAAAAUAAACAGCACACUGACGGCUCAUUCCAAAAUAAUACAUUUGUGCGCGUAUCAACGAAAUGAUUACAUAUUGAAAAAAAAAAAAACAGAUAAAGUAAUAAUAAUAAUUCAAGCACGCACUUCUUUACAGCAAUCGAUCGGAUAACGACCAUUGAUACCAUUUUUCAACAGUUCCAUCGUUUAUACAAAUGUGGAAAAGAUAUUAUUAUACAAUUUAUUAUUUUCCCUUUAUCCUGGGAAAAAUUAGACCUGCAACAACAUUGAUCGCGGGAAAAAGAAAAACACAGAUAAUUAAUGUCCCACUAAAAUCGGGGCGGUUGGCAAUCCUGUUACCUACACAUUUUUUCUAAACAAGUACCCAACUAUACAGUUUCAGUUCUUACACUAUUUAAGAUCCAUUUUAAGGGGAGUGAGGGGGUUAAGCUACCUAAUUUCCGCCCGUGCGUUUACGAUGUUUGUAUAAUAUGUACCUACUUGUGUAUUAUUAUUUGUAUAAAAAUUAUGAAAUUACUAAUUACAAUUUAAGAUAUGCAAUAUUGUAUUAAGUAGUAUUAUUAUUUAUUACAUCAUUGAAAUAAAGGAAC
Molecule: messenger RNA, 29193 nt
Organism: Cinara cedri
Lineage: Eukaryota; Metazoa; Arthropoda; Insecta; Hemiptera; Aphididae
Source: the annotation of a GenBank genome assembly